AUGUCAGAUGAGGAGAGAAGAGCGAAGAUCGUCGAGGCGAAGCAGAUCUUUGACACGUACGACCAGGACGGUGGUGGGAGCAUUGAUGCUCAGGAGUUGAAAGAAGCUCUGGCGGCUGCGGACGUCGAGAUGAGCGAGGAGGAAGUGGCUUCUCUUCUUGAGGAGUACGAUGAGGAUGGCUCGGGAACAAUCUCGUUUGAAGAGUUCUGUCAGAUGCAGGUCAGGAUCUGUUGA
Messenger RNA from Guillardia theta CCMP2712, 234 nucleotides. RefSeq lists its product as hypothetical. The record is from RefSeq and is a predicted model, not a curated record. The transcript has 2 exons. NCBI's taxonomy places the organism in Eukaryota, Cryptophyceae, Pyrenomonadales, Geminigeraceae. Gene Ontology annotation, molecular function: calcium ion binding. Bases 1 to 234 code for a protein of 77 amino acids.